Sodiomyces alkalinus F11 is the source of this 1410-nucleotide messenger RNA. RefSeq lists its product as hypothetical. The transcript has a single exon. Bases 1 to 1410 code for a protein of 469 amino acids. NCBI's taxonomy places the organism in Eukaryota, Fungi, Ascomycota, Sordariomycetes, Glomerellales, Plectosphaerellaceae. The record is from RefSeq and is a predicted model, not a curated record.
AUGAAGCAGCAGUUGAGUCAGAGUGGCUUCUGCGCCGCGUUCCUCGCUCUAGUGUGCGGCUCUCGAGCUGCGCCGUACGUAUCUGAACCACAGACUACCUUCAGUCAACAGCCUACAACUACAGUCCCGGUGGUUCCCCAUACCAAUGUGACGUUUCAUGGUCCUUUCGAAGGGACACCGACAACCACUGGUGCUCUCUCGACCACCGUCCUGGCCGCUUCCAUCCCAGCUAGACCUCCGCCUCCCGAGUUGCUCAAAUAUCCGGCCGACGGCAAACUCCACGGGGACCAACCAGCCCCGUACACCCCGUCGGGCGGUAUCGGCACGAAUGGCUCAGUGCCGGUCUAUCGCGUCGCCAGCGACUUCGAUUAUCAAUCUCUUGCGCUAGCAUUGUACCACGAAUGGAUCGAGCUCGACCUCUUCCAUUGGGGACUCGCCCGCUUCCCCGAGUCCGAAUUCGAGGCCAACAAACUCACCGCCGAGGACCGAUAUCUCCUCCAGUUCAUGGCCGAGCAGGAAGUCGGCCACGCCACGAUCCUGACCAACAUGCUAGGCCCGCAAGCCCCGAGGCAGUGCACGUACAACUACCCCGUGACCAGCCUGCGCGAAUACCUCGACUUCUGCCAGAAGUUGACUCGGUGGAGCGAGGCCGGUGUCUAUGGCUUUCUGCCGCACCUGAACUCGGGUCCGGCCGCCCAGCUCCUGCUGCAGAGCAUCACGACUGAGGCUCGCCAGCAGAUGAUCUUCCGCCAAUUUAGCGGUCUUUUCCCCAUGCCCGUGUGGUUCAUGGUCGCCGUUCCGCAGUCGUGGGCCUGGACCAUGCUCGCCCCGUACAUCUCGAGCUGCCCGUACAACCAGACCCGCCUAGUGUGGCAGAACUUCCCGGCCCUGCACGUUCUGAACCAGCCGAACUCGGCGCGAAUCAACGGGUCCGACGUGUGGAAUGAGACGACCGGUGGAUGGUCAAACACCCUGUCGACCCAGGAUAUUGCCCGCUCGGAGUUCUGCGUCAACGCCACGGCCGUGGGAGAGAGCUGCGCUCCAGGGAUUACGCGCAACCGCACGGAACCGCUGUCGUAUCCUGGAAGACAGGUGUUUCUCAAGUGGGACGACCCCGGCCGGCCGGUGGGCCCCAACAAUAGCUACGUUACGGCCACCGAGGUGGAAGUGCCACGGUUCGCCGCCUGGGUGACGCAGCUCAACGUCACGUACUCGCCGUUGGAAGACGUCAACCUGUCCAACCGGACCGCCUAUACCAUCCAGCCCAAUGUAUCCACGCUUGAGGGCGAUCCGGCCAUCAACGGGACCAUGUUCCUCGCCCUCACGGAUAUAGACCUCUACGUCACCCCAUACAAUUUGACCCAGCUGAACCCGCAUGUUGCUGCGCUUGCCAUGUACCAGGCUGGCUAG